AUCAUUCGUAUAGCACGCCAGCGAUCCGGCAACACUGGUGUGCGGCGGUAUCCGGCGCUGCUUGUACGCUGCCGAGUGCAUGGUGCCGACGACGCUGGGGUUGCUCGGGAAAAUGAAGCUCGUGAGGUUUUUAAUGAAAUUAUCCCACGAAACAGUCACUAUCGAGCUGAAAAAUGGAACACAGGUGAGUAUGGAGGGACCGAAAUUCUCUCAUUCUUUAUGAUCUACCCCAGUCAAGGACACAUUUAA
Messenger RNA from Darwinula stevensoni, 249 nucleotides. The record is from the annotation of a GenBank genome assembly. Lineage: Eukaryota; Metazoa; Arthropoda; Ostracoda; Podocopida; Darwinulidae.